AUGCCCGUUCCCGUCGACCCCAGCGCCCUCCGCGUGCUCGUUACGGGAUACGGCCCAUUCCGCACCUUCAAGGUCAACCCUUCCUGGCUCGCGGUAAAGCCCCUCCACAACACCACCGCGUACACCUCCGGCCCAGCCCCGCGGCCCGUCCACAUCACCUCCCUCGAGGUGCCUACCUUGUAUGACGCCGUGCUCUCCCUCGUCCCCGGCCUGCACGCCCGCCCUCCCGUCGUACCUGCGCCCAGAGGCCCCGCGUCUGCUGUCGCACCCCCGCCUGCUGAUGGAUACGACUUCAUCCUGCACGUUGGCGUCAUGAGCCGCGCGGGCAACCCCAUCCGUCUCGAGCAGCUCGGCCACAAAUACGGCUAUGAUCAGGACGAUGCCGACGGCAAGUUCUGCCCCGUCGUGCACAAGGGUGACCCGCCCGUGCGCGGCUUCGGCAACGGCUACGAGGACUCCCCCGAAGAGUUGCUCACACCCAUCGACUGCCCUGCGCUACUCGAGCAUAUCAAGUCGACUGGCCAGGAGCACAUUGCUCUCUCGCUCGAUGCUGGCCGCUAUUUGUGCGACUUCAUCAAUUAUUGCUCCCUCGCCGAGUCCGAGCGCACUGCCACACACGCAAAGAAGUCCACGCCCGUGCUCUUCAUCCAUAUUCCACCGGUCAAUGAGCCCCUUAGCACGAAAGAGCCAAUUAGUUCAGUGAACCAGUGA
Messenger RNA from Postia placenta MAD-698-R-SB12, 711 nucleotides. RefSeq lists its product as hypothetical. Lineage: Eukaryota; Fungi; Basidiomycota; Agaricomycetes; Polyporales; Adustoporiaceae. The record is from RefSeq and is a predicted model, not a curated record. Bases 1 to 711 code for a protein of 236 amino acids. The transcript is spliced from 4 exons. Gene Ontology annotation, biological process: proteolysis.